This is a messenger RNA of Hydatigera taeniaeformis, 843 nucleotides long. The record is from the annotation of a GenBank genome assembly. NCBI's taxonomy places the organism in Eukaryota, Metazoa, Platyhelminthes, Cestoda, Cyclophyllidea, Taeniidae.
CAUUCACCCUUGGAGGUAGGAUUUACACUUCUCCAUAAUGAACAGGCACAUGCUGUGCCAAAUGCUAGCCGUGGUGCUGCUACUGACGGUCUUCACGCAUCACAUGCUCGUGCGCACUCUCAAUGCUAUGUGCGAUCAGGUUUUACUGAAAGAUAUGAACAUGGCAUAUCCGACAAACCCACUCCGACACCAUGCGAAACGGUCUCUGUUGAGGAGGAGUGGUGGAAUGAUUUCCACCUCAGUCAUGUCGGCAGCAUCAUGCGCAAUCAUUACCUUAAGCCUCAUGCGCGUGACAUUCGCCAUUGGUUCUUUCUCGUGGCAUUCCUUCAAAUUUGUGCUGCUAGCAGUGAAACUGCAUCUGUCACCUUUGACUAUAAUGUCGCUUCGACUGCACCUUGUAUUGUUGGCGAUCUUGGUGCUGAGCGAGGAUGGGUUAUUUUGCCUGACGAGCUUCCAGAACACUUCCAAUGGCGCCAGUCUGGGCCUUACGGUGUCGAGUUGGAGUGGGACGUGGAGAAGUUGAGUACCGAUUUUGCAAGCAGUAUAAAACUACGCUUCGAACCAGCCACAGGCGGACGUGUUUAUGAGCGUGAAGGAAGAUUUGCCAGUGGCAACAUUUUCAUUCGGAAUUUGAGCGCUGACAAACAAUACAAUGCAUUCCUAUAUGCAAAGAGGGAUGGGAGUGAUGAAGAGAUUUAUAAGGGGGUCAUUUACACCUCCUCCGCUAGUGUGUCUUCGAAAACGGAGGAGGUAAGUGGACUCGUCGCCACAACCAGUAGAUGCGCUUUAACUUCUGCGCUCUCUGCAUUCCUCCUCACCUGCACCAUGGCUGUCCUCGUCUGA